Messenger RNA from Callorhinus ursinus (northern fur seal), 935 nucleotides. It is a transcript of the gene TMEM178B, whose product is annotated as transmembrane protein 178B. NCBI's taxonomy places the organism in Eukaryota, Metazoa, Chordata, Mammalia, Carnivora, Otariidae. The record is from RefSeq and is a predicted model, not a curated record. Gene Ontology annotation, cellular component: membrane.
GGCUGCGGCGGAUCAUGCCCAUGGUGUAGCCGCCAAGCGGAGGCAUGGCUGCCGGAAGGUUACUGCUCUAUACGGGCCUCUCGCUAGCGCUCUGCGCCCUCGGCAUGCUGGCCGUGGCCAUCUGCUCGGACCACUGGUACGAGACGGACGCCAGGAAGCACAGGGACAGGUGCAAGGCCUUCAACACCCGCCGGGUCGACCCCGGCUUCAUUUACAACAACAACAACAACUUGCCGCUCCGGGCGAGCCGCUCGCGCCUGGACCGCUGGGAGGGCAAACUCCUCCGGGCCCGGAACCGCCGGCAGCUCUUCGCCAUGAGCCCGGUUGACGAGUGCAGCCGGCAGUACAACUCCACCAACAUGGGCCUCUGGAGGAAGUGCCACCGGCAGGGCUUCGACCCCGAGAUCGCAGCCCUCAUUCGGAAAGGAGAAAUUGAGCGAUGCACGUACAUCAAAUACCACUACUCCUCAGCCACCAUCCCCAGGAACCUCACUUUCAACAUCACGAAGACCAUCCGUCAGGAUGAGUGGCAUGCCCUUCACCUGCGCAGGAUGACAGCCGGCUUCAUGGGCAUGGCGGUGGCCAUCAUUCUCUUCGGCUGGAUCGUCGGCGUGCUGGGCUGCUGCUGGGACCGAGGCCUUAUGCAGUAUGUGGCAGGGCUUCUCUUCCUCAUGGGAGGAACCUUCUGCAUCAUUUCACUGUGCACCUGUGUGGCUGGAAUCAACUUCGAGCUGUCACGCUACCCACGCUACCUGUAUGGACUCCCCGAUGACAUCAGCCACGGCUACGGAUGGUCCAUGUUCUGUGCGUGGGGGGGCCUGGGCCUCACACUAAUCUCGGGAUUCUUCUGUACCUUGGCCCCUUCUGUCCAACCUGUCCCGAGGACCAACUGCCCUAAAUCCAGACCCGAGAAUGGGACAGUGUGCUAAAAAACA